This is a messenger RNA of Hylaeus anthracinus, 2056 nucleotides long. RefSeq names its product sorting nexin-16 (gene Snx16). The coding region runs from base 220 to 966 and encodes 248 amino acids. Gene Ontology annotation, biological process: protein targeting to lysosome; endosome to lysosome transport; early endosome to late endosome transport. The transcript has 5 exons. Lineage: Eukaryota; Metazoa; Arthropoda; Insecta; Hymenoptera; Colletidae. Gene Ontology annotation, molecular function: phosphatidylinositol binding. Gene Ontology annotation, cellular component: early endosome; extrinsic component of endosome membrane; late endosome. The record is from RefSeq and is a predicted model, not a curated record.
UUUCACGGAACCGAUGUAUUUGCAAACUUCCAAUAUGUCAUGUCAACUCUGAGCUUUUCUAUUACUUAAGUGAAUGUGCAUUUUCGACAUACGCGAUGUUUUAGUAAAAUAACACGUUCACGAAUUAUGGUUUCAUAUUUUGUACGACGUCUAGGUAGCAAAAAUUAGUACAGAGGCGCACAGUGUUUGCUUACUCGUAUAGAGUUUGUAGGCGGCAAAAUGUCCAUGUCAGAGUCUGGUGUGGGAUGUAUUAGCGAAGUUACGCUUGCAAUUAGUAAAGCAAGGGGUUCUCAAUCAGGUACAGUGAGAGUACUUGAUAGUCCUGAGUCUGAUGGAUCCGGCCAUUCGAAUUCGUUUACUGUACAACGAUUUAAUUAUCCCGACAAUGAAACUGCAAAUUCUGAUAUUUUGCACCCACCCUUAACUAGUGAAGACUUAAGAAUACCGAUUAUUGGAUAUGAAGUUAUGGAAGAGAGAGCCAGAUUUACAGUUUACAAAUUACGAGUAGAAUUAAAAAAUGGCGAUUGUUGGUUUGUAUUUAGAAGAUAUACAGAUUUUGUUCGUUUAUUAUCACAACUGAGAAGGCAGAAAAUUCCAAUUUCGCAUCUAAGUUUGCCAAGGAAAAAAUGGAUCGGAGAUAAUUUUGCUCCAAGUUUUUUGGAAGAAAGAAUACGUGGCCUUCAAGCGUUUGUUAAUGGAAUAUUAGGUAGUCCCCUUCUCAUAGGCACCGCGUGCGUGAGAGACUUUUUCUGUUUAGACGAACCACCCGCCUUAUCCGACACCGCGGAAGAAUCUAGAGCAAUUUUUGAAGCACUGGAAGAUACUAUAUAUCAUUUACGACAACAAUUAAGAGAACGCGACGCUGCUCUUAAAGCCGAAACAGCAUUAUGCAACGAACUCCAGAAAAAGCUGCAUCAAGUAUUAAGUGAAAAACAAACCUGCCUAAAAUGUGGUGCAUCUCAAUAACGAUUUCUCAUUAAUUUGAAUCUCAUAAGUUGAUAUCAGUAAAACUAUAUUAUCUAGAGACUGGUAUAAUUAGGUAACUUCAGUUGUACCGUAUAAGUUCUAUUUAUAUAUUGCUAUGACAUAAAGAUCUGUUAUUUUAAUGAUAUUUGUUAAAAAGGAGAUAUUAGAUAUCGCUAGUGUAUUUUAUAUUUUUAAUUGUAUGGCACAAUUCCAUUCGUUCUUGAUUAUAUUAAUUUAUACAAAACAAUGUUAAGUGAUACGUAGAAGAUUUCUUAGCAUAAUAAGUACAUUGAGCUUUCCCAGCAUUGAAUGCAACUUCCAUUAUUACAUGAAAGCCUUAUACAAGUGCCUUACAUCUAUAAUACAUGAAUCUCUAUUUAUAUCGUGUAUUUAGUAGUCAAAGUGCUUUCAAAUUGACAAGAAAAUUGUCAUAGAAUAAAAUACUAUUACAGCUUGAUUACGAAUACACGCCAAAGUGAGUUGAUCUACUUUGGUACUUUAUAAAAUUCGAUAUAUUUUUUAGUACUUUUACAUCGUGUUUGCAUAGUUAUGCAACGAUAUUGUUGUGAGAAUUAUAAUUGACAUUCGUAAUAUUACAACAACAAUAUUACCAGAAGAACUAGAUAUUACGAUAUUAUGACAUUUAAAAUACAUUUAUGUACAGAUAUAAUAAAUAUUUGAAACUCCUGUAAAUUAUAUUGAAAAUUUAUUAUACAUUAAACUCUGUAAUAUAGUCAAUAUUUAUUAUAUCUCAAUGGUUACUUUAUGAAACGUUUACAAUACUGCACAAUAUAUAUUUAUAUAUAAAAAAAGAAUUGUUAUACUUUUUGGACUAAUUUCUACGUUUUAUGUUGAUACGGAAGACUUUUAAUUAAAAAAUAUAAAAUUAAUGAAAAUGUUAUUCGACGUUGUACGAUGCAGCUCGUCUACUACGUUUAUCAUAUAAGGUCUGUAAUUCUGAUGUCUUUAAUAAUGACUACGAUCAAGGAAAACAACAAUCUCAUUCUUUUAAAUUAUUAAAUAUACCCAGACCUAAUCCGUGUUCUAAAAUUUUAGCACAGUGUAAAUAAACGGUACACCGCUGUUUACA